Corticium candelabrum is the source of this 3353-nucleotide messenger RNA. RefSeq names its product inversin-like. Gene Ontology annotation, cellular component: nucleus. The coding region runs from base 23 to 3160 and encodes 1045 amino acids. Gene Ontology annotation, biological process: positive regulation of transcription by RNA polymerase II. The record is from RefSeq and is a predicted model, not a curated record. Gene Ontology annotation, molecular function: protein binding; transcription cis-regulatory region binding. NCBI's taxonomy places the organism in Eukaryota, Metazoa, Porifera, Homoscleromorpha, Homosclerophorida, Plakinidae. The transcript has 15 exons.
GCUUUGCUCUUCGAUAGCGUUGAUGAUGAACGGGUCUACGUAUGCUGGAGGUGUGCAGCUGCCGCCUCAUCCUACUCUUGGAUCGACGGAGUUCGACCGCUUUUCGUCUCAUUGUGUGGAUAGUUGGAGUGUUGCAGGACCGGGGUUGGUGAGGAGACAUCACGUGACAAGUUCUUCUUCUAUCACUUUGACAAACAAUGUCGGUAUUGCAGAUUUUGUGAGGGCAGGCACACGGUUGGAUGGUCUCCACAAAGCUGCAGCCAAUGGAGACGAUGCCGCUAUCAUGAGUAUCAUGCAGAUGGAAAGUGAGCGACAUACUCACAUCAUGUACACGGGUCUGGAUGCUCUUGAUGUGUCGGGACGGGCGCCUCUUAUGUAUGCGGCGAUUGCCGAGUCGCUCACUUGUAUUGAAAUUCUGAUCGAAUACGGAGCUCUUAGGGAACAGGUUGACCUGAGCGGCAGAACGGCUUUGCAGUAUGCCGCAUUCUAUGGGAAGCAUCAAGCGCUCAAGCUGCUAUUGGAUAGAGGAGCAAGCAUUUUGACAAGAGAUGUAUAUGGACGUUCCGCUUUUCAUUGGGCAGCGGCUAUUAGCAACUCAAAGUGUCUCUCUGUACUUAUCAAUUAUGCCACAUUUCAGCGUGUUGGAGUUGACUGGGUGGACAAUGAGAAAAUAACUCCACUUCAUGUCGCUGCACAGUUUGGGAGAAGCAAGCAAGUAACGAUGUUACUGAAAGCUGGAGCUGAUUGUGAAUGUGUUGACAUUGAUGGAAAGACGUGUCUCCAUUGGUGUCUCAAUAACACGGAUACCAACUGCAUCAACAGUCUAUGUGUUGCUCGUCCUGCUAUACUCAAUGCUAGAGAUGCACACGGAGCCACUCUGCUGCACCGGGCAUCUGCACAAGGACAAGCACACAUCGUGGAUUGUCUGGUAACCAUGCAAGGUUGCAAUCUCAAUUGUCGUGACGAAUCAAGCUGCACUGCUCUUCACUACACAUGCCUUUACGGACAUGCCAACUGCAUGAAGAUGCUUCUGACUUACGGAGCCGACGACCACGUGAUUGAUAUCAACGGAUUUACGGCUCUUCAUUACGCUACACAACAGAAUCAUCUGGAUUGUCUUUACUUGUUGUGUAGUCUUGAUGAUUUGGCUUACCUUCCGGACAGUGAAGGACACAGGGCAUUGACUUGGGCUGCAAUGCUCGGGCACGAACAGGCGAUUAAGACUCUGCUACAGAACAGUAGUUGUCUCAAGUCAAUCGAUAUUGAAGAAACAGACUGCAGGACAGCUCUCCACCUUGCCGCCUUCUCUGGCCAUGCCGCCUGCGUCACCAUUCUGCUACAACAUGGAGCAAACAUCGAAUCACGUGACGUCUACGGAAUGACACCAUUGCAUCUCUCCAGCAGUCAAGGCCACACAGACUGCAUACAGCAGUUGGUCUCUGUCGGAGCUGAUUGUAAUUCCAUUGAUAACAAUGGGCAGACGAGUGUGCACGUUGGUGUGUUGACAAAUCAUUUGGUUUGUGUGGAGAUGCUGCUGCAGAGUGGAGGUGUGUGUGACGUGAGAGAUGCGGUUCGUACGACGCCAUUGCAGUAUGCAGUGAGUGGAGGGGUGAGGGAUAUGGUUGACGUGUUGGUGAGAUAUCAUGCUGAUCCAAGUCUGUUGGGAAUGGAUGGUCUGUCUGCUUUUCACUUGUCUGUCAAACAAGGAUGCGAUCCGAACUUGGUCUCUCUUCUCCUCCAGUCGGGUCGAAAUUUAAAUGUUUACAUCCAAACAGAAAAUGGAGAGAGUUUGACACCACUCGACUUCUGCCAAUUGUACAAUGAGAACGGACUCGCUCAGUUGUUUAUUGAAGCCGGAGGUUUCACCUUUGAAGAAAUCAGACAGUUUGCAGCCACUGCCAUUCAAUCAGCAUGGAGAGGAUGGAGAGCCCGCUAUCAUGUCAAACAAAUGAAGAAGCAGCAGCAUGCUGCCAUCCUCAUUCAAUCUCUUUAUCGUGGCUUCACAGACAGAAAAUCAUUCAGACUAUUAUUGUUAAGGCAUCGAGCCGCAAGUGCUAUACAGUCAGCAUACCGACUACACACAGAGAGAAAACGGCUCCAAGCAGAAGGUACAAGAAUCAGAAAUCAGUUACGAUCACAUCACGUGAUGAAGCAGUUCUACCAACAACUCAAGAAAAGCGAGAAAAAACGAGAAGUGGAAAUACAUGAGAUCGAAGCCAUCGUGGAAAAUGACGUCACUGAUGGUCAUAGUAACACGAGAGAGGAAAAACUGAGACUCGAAAUGGGAUUACAACUUCGAAACCUGCAAGUCAAGCAGCAAGAAGAAAGAAAGAGAUUUCUACGAGCGGAGAUGGACCGACGACGAGCCGUCGAGCAACAGAAGGAGCUCACACGAUGGCAAUUAGUUCUCGACAAGAGCAAAGCGCGUUGUAAACUAUGGGACACGCGAAGUGGUAACGUGAAGGCAGCACACCAGGCCGCAGUGAAGAUACAGCGAUGGUGGCGACGGAGGGACGAGAGCAAAGAAGUGGACUUAUUUCGAAAGGCUAAAGAUGGCAAGAACAAGUGGAGUGCGGCGUCAAUUAUACAGAAUGCGUGGAAAAUGUGGAAGAGGAAUAAGUCGACGCAGGACGAGCCCGAAACGAAGAGCUCGGACGUGCGCAUUUGGCGCUCGCGUCCGUACAUGAGACAUACACUUAUCAGUGGCCACGCGAGGCACAAGCUGCGCGACGAAAUGAAAGUCAAACCGGUCGUGUAUUCAUUGAAGCCUUCAGUGAGUGCACCGACACCGAAUGUCAGACAGAAACCGGUCGAAUAUCCAUUGAAGCCUUCAGUCACUACACCGACACCGACUCUCUUCGGUAAUCCAGUCAUUGCACCGACACUGACCGUCAGACAGUCGGUAUCCGCUCCGACUGUCGGCGUGCUUCCUCCGGUUAAGAGCAGACAGGCGCACAGGUUGACGACCGCUCCCGUUUUGGUGGUCGACGACGCCAAUGCGUCGAGACGAGAUGCUUCUAGGUGGUCGGCGAGACCGUGGCGAGUGCUACCCGUGUCGCUGACGUAUCGAGGAGGCGUGGCGACCAGGAGAAAAACGAGAGACGGCGACGGGAAACUGCCGUCGAUUGGAACGAACUCUCAGUUGGUAUCUCAUCGUUAGAGCUCGGUGUGUUGCUUUUGAUUCGAGAGUGUAAUGUACAGUGAGCGAUGAUUCGAAUGUAAAGCGUUGAGAAUGAGUGCAGCAAAAUUUUAAUUUUCAAUAGAAUUGAAUGUUGAAAUUGCAAGCAACUUCUAGGCAAUUUCAAUUUCUAAUUCAAUAUUCAAUUAUUGCUCUGAAUUGAAAAUGGAAUGGA